Molecule: messenger RNA, 1681 nt
Organism: Rosa rugosa (rugosa rose)
Lineage: Eukaryota; Viridiplantae; Streptophyta; Magnoliopsida; Rosales; Rosaceae
Product: (R)-mandelonitrile lyase-like
Exons: 2
Coding region: 392-1438 (348 amino acids)
Molecular function (GO): flavin adenine dinucleotide binding; oxidoreductase activity, acting on CH-OH group of donors
Source: RefSeq, a predicted model, not a curated record
UAUACUCUAUGCUAAAACUCAAUUCUAAAAUCACUGUUCAUUUUGUUUGUCUUUUAGCAAAAUGAAUAGUGACUUAACGGUUUUGCCCUCCCUUUAUUUGGUAUUUGCAUGGUUUAGCGACAUCUCUAUGAAUAUGAAUUUACGCUUCUACCCCUUAGUGUUAUUGUGAUUCGCAGAGGACUGUUGUUAACACUGUGUCUGCCCACAGCAAAUCAACUCUUCUUUGCCGCCUCCAACUAAAUUAGUACCCAAAAGCCACUACCUUCUUCUCUCUCUCCCCCCCCCCCCCCCCCCCUUCAAGCUCACACAUACUUUUCUCUCCGAGCCCUAUUUGGAUUUCGAAACACAAGAAUUCCAUUCCUUCUUCAAGAAACACCGCGAGACUUCAUCAAUGGCGUCGAGACUAGCUUUGCUUGCAUUUGUUUUUGCGCUGGUGGUGAAUGUCGUCGCCGCUUCUUCAAGCCCGUCCUCUCAGCACCGACGUCGGCCUCGUCAAGAGCCAAGUUACCUGAAGUUUGUUCCCAACGCCACUGACUUCCCAUCGGAAGACUACUAUGACUACAUUAUCAUGGGAGGUGGCACUGCUGGGUGCUCUUUGGCUGCGACACUAUCAUCCAGGUUUCGGGUCCUCCAACUUGAAAAAGGUGGUGUUGCUUAUGGCAAUCGAAACUUGAUGACCCAGGAAGGUUUCUUGGCCGCACUCAUGGAUGUCAACAACUUUGACUCCCCGACACAAGCCUUCACAUCUGAAGAUGGUGUUCCAAAUGUCCGAGGACGCAUUCUUGGAGGCAACAGUGCCAUAAAUGCUGGUUUCUAUAGCCAUGCAGAUCACGAAUCCUACAAAAGGUCCACUUCCAAAUGGGAUCUUAAAUUGGUGAAUGACUCCCAUGAGUUGGUUGAAAGAGCAACUGUCUUCAGGCCUGAUCUUAGGAAUUGGCAGUCAGCAGUUCGAGAUGGCUUAUUGCAAGCUGGUAUUGAUCCCUAUAAUGGGUAUUGUUUUGAUCAUGUAGUGGGGACCAAGACUAGUGGUUCGACAUUUGAUACUUUGGGAAGGAGACACAGUGCUGCUGACCUUCUUAAAUAUGCAAAGCCAUUGAAUAUUCGAGUUGCAGUGCAUGCCACUGUGGAAAAAGUUUUGUUGGCUUCAUCUACUUCAUCUCCAGUGUCGAGGCAGUCUACUGUUGGAGUUGUUUUUCGUGACAGAAGUGGGAGGUAUCACCAUGCUAUGCUACGAAAACAUGGAGAGGUCCUUCUCUCAGCUGCUUCAAUUGGAACUCCACAGCUGCUUCUACUUAGUGGUUUUAGCCCUAGGCCUUGUCUUCCAUAUCUGGAGAUCCCAGUCCAUGCGCAUGCAGCUGAAUCAGCCAAAGCCAUUGCAUCUCCUGCCCGCUCUGUCCACUCAAACCCUGGCAAGGUUCUAAAAAUCGCUAAGCGCUAGUCGGGCGGAGGCUAGGGGACUAGCGCUCAGGCGCCUAGGCGGAUUUGUAUUUUUUAAUUUUAUUUUUAUUUUUAUAGCAUUUAUUUACAUAAUUAAGAAUAUUUCAAGACCUAAAACCUUAAGAAAAAAACAAAGACUUAGAGAGUAUAUGGGGAGUGUGUUAUUGUCUCCAUCUAUUAAAACAAAACAGGUGUGUGUUACUGCACAACUUCAUCCCACGUGCCCUGGACCUUCUGGAUGUAU